Molecule: messenger RNA, 828 nt
Organism: Papilio polytes (common Mormon)
Lineage: Eukaryota; Metazoa; Arthropoda; Insecta; Lepidoptera; Papilionidae
Product: trypsin CFT-1-like
Exons: 4
Coding region: 58-828 (256 amino acids)
Biological process (GO): proteolysis
Molecular function (GO): serine-type endopeptidase activity
Source: RefSeq, a predicted model, not a curated record
UUGUUUGUUGUAUAAAUAUGCGACUCCAUUAUUCAAUACCUUUAGAACAUUUCAACAAUGCGUAUUACACUCUUGCUGUUGGCCGUAGGCCUUGCUGUGGUGGCAGCUGUCCCCAGAAAUCAACAAAGGAUUGUUGGUGGAUCAACAACCACUAUUACACAAUAUCCGUUUGGAGUUGCUAUGCUGUAUUCCUGGACUGGUAUUAGCUUCCGACAGGCUUGCGGCGGAACGAUUAUUAACAAUAGAGCUGUACUCUCUGCUGCUCAUUGUUUCAUUGGUGAUACAGCAUCAAGAUGGCGCUUGCGAGUUGGAUCCACCAACGCUAACAGCGGCGGUGUCGUCCAUAAUAGUAACCAAAUCAUCAUGCACCCCAACUACAACUCUCGCACUCAGGACAACGAUAUUGCCAUUUUACGAGCUGCUUCUAACUUCGCGUUUAACAACAACGUGCGCGCUGGAAGUAUUGCGGGUUCUAACUAUAAUCUUGCUGACAAUCAACCUGUUUGGGCCAUCGGAUGGGGCGCUAUUGCUUACAGGGGACAAAGCUCUGAGCAGCUACGCCAUGUUCAAGUAUGGACAGUCAACCAAAACACUUGCAGGCAGCGUUACGCUACCAGGGGAGCAUCUAUCACAGACAACAUGUUGUGUUCCGGCUGGCUCGAUGUCGGCGGCCGCGACCAGUGCCAAGGAGACUCUGGCGGACCCCUCCUACACAACAAUGUUGUCGUCGGUGUAUGCUCCUGGGGUCACGAAUGUGCUCUCGCAUUCUUCCCUGGUGUUAAUGUUCGUGUAUCACGCUACACCUCUUGGAUCCAAUCCAAUGCUUAA